AUGGAUGACCUAAAAUCUAAUAAUAAUUUCUCUGAUCCUUUGCAUGAAUAUAAAUAUAAUCAAUCAAAAAAGAAUUCAAGUAAAACUUCUACUUCACAAUUAGUUGGAAAAUCAACCACUCCCAAUUCAAAUCUUGAUAAUUCAUCAGCUUCUGUUUCUCCAUUAACAUCUUUCAUAAAUACACCCAAAUAUAUUAAGCAAUACUUUGAAAACUUUGGUGAUUCUUUUAAAUCAGAUAAAUUUGAGGAUAAUACUUCCUCGUCUUCCACUUCUGUAACUUAUUCUUUAAAUAUGCAAAUUUCUCACAAGUUUUCAAAUUCAUCAUUCAUCUCAACUUACAGUGAUGAUGAUUCAUCUAAGGAAUUAAAAUUUAAGAAACGACGUUCUACCAUAACACCCGCGGAUGCAAUUAAUCCAAAAAAAAACGGCGAAAAUUAUGACACACGAAAUAAAAGCCAAGAAAAAAACGAAACACAAUUAAGUCUUGUUGAUGAUUCUAAAUGUCGUUGUAAGCCUGGUAAGGGAUCAGAAAAAUCUACCCAGAAAGAAGAAAACUUCACAACCGAACACGUGAUACUUAAAGAUAAAGAUGUUGACAAUUCAUUUUCAAAUCCGAAUAAUAACUCAAAAGAAACCGAAUUCCCCAUCCCUUCAUUUAUAUCAAAAGUAAACGAAAAUAACAACAAUGAACAUAUCCGUAAUAGAUCUUCGAGUACUGAAACAGAUAAUUGUCAUAAAGAAUAUUUAAUUAAUGAUAUAGAAAUUAUUGAUGAAGGAAAUGCUACUGUAUCCAAUCAUCCAAAGUCUAAAAGUAAGGGAAAUAAUAGUUCUGAUUAUUUAAAUAUUGGAAUGAAUGAUGGAACUAUUAGUAGUGGUUAUGCAAAGGCAAAUCCGAAGAGAAAUAGAGAUUAUCAUUCUUUCUUUAAAUCAAUUCCUCAAAAUGAAUAUCUAUUAAAUGAUUAUGGAUGUGCAUUACAGAAAGAAAUUCUUAUUCAAGGAAGAAUAUAUGUUUCAUUAAAUCAUAUAUGCUUUCAUGCAAACAUCUUUGGUUGGACCACUAAUUUGAAAGUGCCAUUCACUGAAGUUGUUAAUAUUGAGAAAAAGAUGACUGCAUUUUUAAUACCAAAUGCUAUAUUAAUAACUACUUUAAAAUCAAAGCAUUUCUUUGCAUCAUUUCUUUCCCGGGAUACUGCUUACGAAACAUUUAUAAAAAUUUGGCAUUAUGCAAAUCCCAUGGCGGCAAGUAAACAGUCCGAACUACAAGAAUAUAUUUCAGAAACUAAUCAUCAAAAAGAAAGUACUUGUGAAAGUGCGAAUUCUAUUUCUGAUUCCGACAAUGAGAGUUCCAAAACUCGUUCUCAACCUCGUGCCAAGCCAUUUCAAUUAUUACGAAAAAACUUGGUCUUACGUAAACAAACACGGGAUGAAGCUAUUAAAAUUGAGACGAAUAACUUACCUUCGCCUAAAAAAUCAUUGAUUAUGUUUUGUAAAGAACCAGGACCAAAAUUAGAUGAUUUUGAUACGCCAACAACAUUGUCAAAUGACAUCAAUGAAAAUUCACAUCAAGAACCAAAUUUCAUAACCUCAUCAAAUGAUGUAAAUGAAAAUUCGCAGCAAGAACAAAAUUCCACAAUCUCAUCUUCGUCGCUUAGACCAUCUAGUCAAAUCCAAACCUUGCAACAAAUUACUCUUAAUGAUGAAAGUCAAAAACAAUUAGGAUUGGAAACCCAAUGCGAUUGUUUGAAAAUGAACCAACAUUACAAUGAUGUUAUCAUGGAUACAAAAUUUACUGGAACCAUUGAAAAGAUUUACAAUUUAUUAUUUACAAGUGGAUUCAUUCCCGAGUUCAUCACUAAACUUGAGAAUAAUAACGACACGGAAUUUGGUGAAUGGGAUACUACCGAAGAUGGUAAAUUGAUUCGUAAAGCGAGUUAUACAAAAAGAUUAAAAAAUGUAAUUGGACCGAAAAGUACCAAAUGCUAUUUAACAGAUGAAUGUUUAAAUCGAGAUUUUAAUAAUUACGUUACUACAUUAUCAACGACCCAAACACCUUAUGUACCAUCCGGUAAAACGUUCUCAGUAAAAACUCGAACUUGUAUAAUGUGGGCAGGAAAAAAUAAAGUUCGUGUUAUUGUUACAGCAUCAGUAGAAUUUUCAAAGGCAAAUUGGUUAAAAGGAACAAUCGAAAAAGGUGUGAUAGAUGGUCAAAUAGAACAUUUUAAGGCCCUUGAGAUAGCAGUAAGAAAAUAUAUUGCACAAAAUCGUUCCGAAUUUCGGGAACCUGAAUUUGAAAUAGACAAUGAAUCAGAUGUAGAUAGUGUUCCAUUAUCACCAACCAAAAAAAAAAAAUCUGUUUCUUCCACAUCAUAUAUUUCGACAACAUUAAACCGUAGACCUAGUUCAAGACGUUUAUCACAAUCUAGUGCACAUUUUGGAGUUAGAAAUAUCUCUCAAUCCAAUUUUCCUACAGAGACAAUUAAUGAAGAGGAAAAUAAUUUCAUCCAAUCGAUAAUUAAAUCCAUAUUUUCUAUUACCCUAACGAGCAUUUCAACUGUUAAAUCAUUAUUAGAACCCAUUCAAUUUACAAUUCCAAAUCUGGAAACAAUUGUAUUGUUAACAUUGAUAAUAAUAACUCUUAUUUCCAAUGGUUAUAUUUGGAUUUAUUUAAGGGAUCUUAAUAACAAGGUGGAUAAAUAUGUAGGCAUCACGACUUGUAAUAAUGAUGAUUAUAAUAAUCGGUUAGAUGCAAUAGCAAACUUGUAUGGAAUGAGAGGAAGAUAUGGAAUGUAUCAAGAUAAAAGAAUUUUCGAUAUUGAAAGCGAUAAAUUCUUGGAAUGGAUGUUGGAAAAAAGUAAAUGA
Messenger RNA from Diversispora eburnea, 2859 nucleotides. Lineage: Eukaryota; Fungi; Glomeromycota; Glomeromycetes; Diversisporales; Diversisporaceae. The record is from the annotation of a GenBank genome assembly.